This is a messenger RNA of Manacus vitellinus (golden-collared manakin), 360 nucleotides long. Its product is annotated as E3 ubiquitin-protein ligase RBBP6-like. Gene Ontology annotation, biological process: ubiquitin-dependent protein catabolic process; protein ubiquitination; mRNA processing. Gene Ontology annotation, cellular component: nucleus. The record is from RefSeq and is a predicted model, not a curated record. NCBI's taxonomy places the organism in Eukaryota, Metazoa, Chordata, Aves, Passeriformes, Pipridae. The transcript has 2 exons. Bases 91 to 360 code for a protein of 89 amino acids. Gene Ontology annotation, molecular function: zinc ion binding; ubiquitin protein ligase activity.
ACUCCCUCGGUGGAACACUGAGGCAGUGCCCCAGUGCCCCCAGUGAGGGGUCACUCCUGGCUCUGUGUGUGUGUGUGUGGCUGCAGGGCCAUGUCACACGUGCACUACAAGUUCUCCUCCCUGCUGAGCUCGGACGUGGUCACCUUCCCCGGCCCCAGCAUCGCCCUGGCAGAGCUCAAGCAUCGCAUCAUGGCCUGCAAGAGGCUGAAGGAGGCCAACAGUGACCUGCAGAUCCUCAAUGCCCAGACCAAUGAAGAAUACACCGAUGCCAAUGCCCUGAUCCUGAAGAAUUCCUCGGUGAUCGUGAGGAGAGUCCCUGCUGGAGCAGGCACAGCUGCCAGCAGAGCAGAAGCUAAGUGA